AUGCCGCCGUUGGAAGACGACCUCUUCCCUUCAACCCCAGGCAAAUUCAAGAUCGAGCGUGCCCACACCAUGAACCGCCAACUCUACCGCUGUUUCGCCUCCACCAGCACCAUGUUCCUCUGGGCUCUCUUUCUCAUCGCCCUCACCGCAUCCUACCUCAGUUUCCAAGGAUUCGUCGAUUCCGGUAGCCGCUACCUCUCCGCCUCCUGGGGCGGGAUCCAGUGGGAGAAGCAAGUCCGCACCUCCGCCCAGAUCCACCGUCAGGGAGGCAUGUCUGUGCUCGUAACAGGCGCAGCCGGUUUCGUCGGCUCUCAUGUCUCCCUUGCCUUGAAACGACGCGGAGAAGGCGUCGUUGGACUCGACAACUUCAACGACUACUACGACCCCUCACUCAAGAAAGCCCGCAAAUCGCUCCUCAACACGCACGAAGUCUUCAUCGUCGAAGGCGACGUCAACGACGCCAAGCUCCUCGCCAAGCUCUUCGACGUCGUGGCCUUCACACACGUGAUGCACCUCGCGGCCCAGGCCGGCGUGCGCUACGCCAUGGAGAAUCCCCAAUCCUACGUCCACAGCAACAUCGCGGGCCUCGUCACGCUUCUCGAGACCUGCAAAUCGGCCAAUCCUCAGCCCGCCAUCGUUUGGGCCUCGUCCAGUUCCGUCUACGGGCUCAACGAGAAGGUCCCUUUCUCCGAAUCGGACCGCACCGACCAGCCCGCCAGCCUCUACGCCGCCACUAAGAAAGCCGGCGAGGAAAUCACUCACACAUACAAUCACAUUUACGGAUUGUCGAUCACCGGUUUGAGAUUCUUCACUGUGUACGGACCUUGGGGGAGACCCGACAUGGCUUAUUUCUCUUUCACCCGCAAUAUCUUACAAGGAAAACCUAUUACCGUCUACCGCGGCAAAGACCACGUCGACCUCGCUCGCGAUUUUACCUUCAUUGAUGAUAUUGUGAAGGGAUGCGUUGGAUCGUUGGAUACCGCUGGCAAGAGUACUGGGUCGGGUGGGAAGAAACGGGGACCCGCUCCUUAUCGGAUAUUUAACCUCGGAAACACUUCUCCGGUUACUGUGCCCACUCUUGUGAGUAUCUUGGAGAAACAUUUGAAGGUUAAGGCGAAGAGGAAUAUCGUGGACAUGCCUGGGAACGGCGACGUUCCGUUUACUCACGCGAAUAUUAGUUCAGCCCGGAAAGAACUCGGGUACAAGCCCACGACCGAUUUGCAAACCGGGUUGAAAAAGUUCGUCAAGUGGUACCUUUCCUACUACGGCUACAAUCACGGCAAAUCUGUAAAUUAA
This is a messenger RNA of Sphenostylis stenocarpa, 1296 nucleotides long. The record is from the annotation of a GenBank genome assembly. NCBI's taxonomy places the organism in Eukaryota, Viridiplantae, Streptophyta, Magnoliopsida, Fabales, Fabaceae.